Molecule: messenger RNA, 1560 nt
Organism: Aspergillus homomorphus CBS 101889
Lineage: Eukaryota; Fungi; Ascomycota; Eurotiomycetes; Eurotiales; Aspergillaceae
Exons: 1
Coding region: 1-1560 (519 amino acids)
Source: RefSeq, a predicted model, not a curated record
AUGCCCCGCUCUACACGCCAUGCCUCGCGAUUAAUAACUCGCAUGCAGGAUGAACCCCAGUCUCCCGAUCCAACUGUGGAAGAUACUCCCACCUUCAAGAGUAGAUUGGAAGAACUUCAUUCUCUCUGCAAGAAGCUUUACCAUAAGUACGACGCGCCGAGAGGCUCCUGGCGUCAAGGGGACCCACCCCCUGUCGCUGAACCCGAACACACCAAGGGCAGAGGUACCGGCAGCAAGGUCGGCCGCAGAGAGGCUAUUGAGCUCUGGAGUACGUGGCCCUUGGUGUCUGGCAUCUGGAACCCGAUACAGGACGGAUGGCCACCGUACGGAGUCCGACUGACAGACGCUUGGAUGUACCUUGCGGCGAAGCACCUCAGUAAUUCCGAGCGCCAUAAGAAGUUUCCCGGCGACUUUGACCAGAAUGGAUUGAUUCGACAGAGCAGAUUGCCGAGCGGCCCUACCUACCUCGUCUCCGCACACGGGAUGCUCGUGUAUCCGAUUUACAAGGGCUAUUAUGUUCUGUGUGGGGAAGCCGGAAGGAAAUACUGUACCUGGCUGCUCCAGAGCCAGUCUGAAGCGGUGGGCAAUAAGUUCAGCUUCAAAUCGAUCAUCGUCGGACCAGUCAUACCGCCGACUGGCACUCGCUCCACACAUGUCUUUGAGUUGCAACGCCAUGUCCCCCUCAGUAACUCCGGCACUGAUGCUGCAGCGGGGCUCGUCAGCGAGGAACCGAUCUGCUGGACAGUCUUUCUGAACGAUAUGGUCCUGAAGUAUAACAGGCCCAAUACCUAUCGAAUAGUGCCCUUCGCACAGCUGAAGCCACAUCCCUCCUGUACAGGGUCUCCGCGCUCCGAUAAGCUUGUCAACCGCCCAGGAGGUCUACCUACAGCGAGCAACCCCCCUGCGUCUACCGACGUUAGCAACCCAGCCAAGCAGAUUGUCCCGGUGUCCAGCCCCCUCCGCGCUGCAACUCCUGUUGCCGCAAACGCUGAUUGUCCUGGCAACCCCAAUCCUGCACGAGAAGCUGUCGUUUCCACCAGCCAGGUUACUGUUGGGCCCAGGGUCGAGAUCUUGGAUGUAAAAAGAAACGGCAAGCGCUCCGGCAUGGAAGAUUCGUCACAGCCAGGCGAACCACCUAGCACUGAUCACCGCCACCACGAACAACAACCCACCUCUGAAAUCCAAGAUAUCGACGGCAACGAUCGGAAGCGCCGCCGUACCGCCCAGGACCGACCAUUCUUGUCCGGACUACGAGAGUCCAUCGAGCUGGCCAAAAAGCGAUGUGCUGCGUACAUUGCCUCUGCUAAGGCGGCAGAGAAGCUCCAUGAGCAAUAUUUAGAGUCGGUUCCCCAGCGGGAAGAGGAUCACAACGCUUAUGUUGAGUCUGCUCUCGGGGCGGUCAACCACAUCGAGGAGUGUGCUGCCUGUCUCUGGAAGGAACUGGGCGACAGCGGUAAUGAUGAGGAUCUUGGCAAAGGCGAUGAAUCUGCAGUUGGAGAGAAGCAGUCGACGGAAGAGGGCAGAAUGGUAGGUGAGGUGAACGAGGACCAUGAAGAUUAG